AUGUGCCCGGACGAGGGCGGCGCGGCCGGGCUGGGCGAGCUCCGCUCCUGGUGGGAAGUGCCGGCCAUCGCGCACUUCUGCUCGCUCUUUCGCACCGCGUUCCGCCUGCCGGACUUCGAGAUCGAGGAGUUAGAAGCCGCUCUUCACCGAGAUGAUGUGGAGUUUAUCAGUGACCUGAUUGCCUGUCUGCUUCAAGGCUGCUAUCAGCGAAGGGAUAUCACGCCUCAGACAUUCCACAGCUACCUGGAGGACAUCAUCAACUACCGCUGGGAGCUGGAGGAAGGGAAGCCGAACCCUCUGCGCGAAGCCAGUUUCCAGGAGCUGCCCCUGCGCACGCGCGUGGAGAUCCUGCAUCGCCUCUGCGACUAUCGGCUUGAUGCGGACGACGUCUUCGACCUUCUCAAGGGUCUGGACGCAGACAGUCUUCGUGUAGAACCGUUGGGUGAAGACAACUCGGGAGCACUCUAUUGGUAUUUUUAUGGAACACGGAUGUACAAAGAGGAUCCGGUACAUGGGAAACCUAACGGAGAACCUUCUCUGAGCAGGGAAGUUGAAGGUCAUAAGAAUGUCUCAAAUGUCCCUGGCAAAACUGGAAAAAGAAGAGGAAGACCCCCAAAACGGAAGAAACCGCAAGAGGAAAUUGUAGUGAGUGAAAAAAAGGAAGAAAACUCGUUGGCAUCCGAGCCCCAGGCACGACAUGGGUCUCAAGGACCAGGCCAAGGUACCUGGUGGCUCCUGUGCCAAACAGAAGAAGAAUGGAGGCAGGUCACUGAGAGUUUUCGAGAGAGGACCUCCCUUCGAGAACGGCAGCUCUAUAAGCUCCUCAGUGAGGACUUUCUGCCCGAGAUUUGCAACAUGAUUGCCCAGAAGGAGACCCCUGUGCUUAGCAGACUAGAAAAACAGAAGCGCAGAGAGGAGGAGGAGGAAGAGCGCCAGAUCCUUCUAGCGGUGCAGAAGAAGGAACAAGAACAAAUGUUGAAAGAAGAAAGGAAACGGGAGUUGGAGGAGAAGGUCAAGGCAGUGGAAGAUCGAGCCAAGAGGAGAAAGCUCAGGGAAGAAAGGGCAUGGCUUCUGGCUCAAGGGAAGGAGCUCCCCCCUGAACUUUCUCAUUUGGAUCCCAACUCGCCCAUGAGGGAGGAAAAAAAGACCAAGGACCUCUUUGAGUUGGACGAUGACUUCACUGCUAUGUAUAAAGUUCUAGACGUGGUCAAGGCUCACAAGGACUCCUGGCCCUUUUUGGAACCUGUGGAUGAAUCUUAUGCUCCUAAUUAUUAUCAGAUUAUUAAGGUCCCCAUGGAUAUUUCGAGUAUGGAAAAGAAACUGAAUGGAGGUUUAUACUGUACCAAGGAGGAGUUUGUGAAUGAUAUGAAGACAAUGUUUAGGAACUGUCGGAAGUAUAACGGCGAAAGCAGCGAGUACACCAAGAUGGCUGAUAAUUUGGAGAGAUGCUUCCAUCGGGCAAUGGCAAAACAUUUUCCUGGUGAAGAUGGAGACACGGAUGAAGAGUUUUGGAUUCGAGAGGAUGAAAAACGAGAGAAGAAACGGAAUCGGGGUGCGCGAAGUAGUGGGAGCCAUGUUUGGACCCGCUCCAGGGACUCGGAAGGACCUAGCAAGAAGCAGCAGCCUGUGGAAAAUGGGGGGAAGUCCUUGCCCCCUACCCGCAGGGCCCCCGCUUCCGGAGAUGAGCAGAGCAGCAGUUCCGCACAGCCCCCUCGGGAGGUGGGCACGUCCAACGGCCGUGGCUUUUCUCAGCCCCUGCAGUGUGGUGGAACACCCAGCCAAGUACCCCUUAUUGGUCAGAUGAGACCAGCAGUCCCAAGGGCAUUUGGCCCUCUUCGGACUUUGGAUCCUAGCGGCGUGUUUGGUGUCUCUCGAGUCCCAGAACCACACCCUGGAGAGCCUGUCCAGCAGCAUCAGCAGCCUUUCGCCCUACAGGCUCCAGUUGGAAUUAACAGCCACCGAGGACCCAGGCCGGGUGCACCUGAAGAGAAGCCAAUAUGUGGGGGACUAACACACCUUUCUAACAUGGGGUCGCAUCCUGGAUCCUUACAACUUGGACAGAUGAGUGACCCCAGUCAGGAUGGAAGCGUGUAUACCCCAGCUCAGUUCCAGCCAGGAUUCGCUCCUCCCAGGCAUGCUGGUGUUCCAGCCCGAUCCGCCAACUUUCCCGAGAGCCCAGAGAUUCCUGCUGGCCACGUGUAUCGAUCCUACAAGUACAUGAAUCGAGUACACUGUGCUGUCUGGAAUGGGAACCAUGGUGCUACAAACCCAGGACCCUUGGGGCCCGAUGAAAAGGGCCACUUGGGGCCAGGACCCUCUCAGCAGCCUCGCACUCUUGGUCACAUGAUGGAUUCCCGGAUGAUGAGACCUCCCAUUCCCCCAAACCAGUGGACUGAACAACCAAGCUUUCUACCUCAUGGAGUUCCUUCUUCAGGGUACAUACGACCACCCUGUAAGUCUGCUGGACAUCGCCUGCACCCACCUCCAGCCCCAGCGCCAGGCUCUCUGUUUGGAGCUCCUUCACAGGCUCUGCGAGGUGCGCAAGGAGGGGACUCCAUGAUGGACAGUCCUGAGAUGAUUGCCAUGCAGCAGCUCUCCUCCCGUGUGUGCCCACCAGGUGUGCCUCACCACCCACCCCGACUUCCCUGGCCCUUGCCACAGGCAGCUCACUCAGUGUCCGUAAGUGUGUCAGCUCCCAGGCCUGCCUUGGGCAACCCAGGAUGAACACAGGGUAACAGCCAGACACAGCUGCCUGACGCAGAGCCUGUGCAGGGCUUGGAUGAGAAAGCAGCAAGUGUCGGAGCUUCAGAGGGCGUGUACCUCACCCCACUACCUCACUCCACACCUCCCCUGCAGACGGGCUGCUCCAGGCAGGAUUCACCUCAGCAAAGGGACACGGAGGGCCUAGAGCUCAAAGGCAACUCCUCCGACUCCGUGGACAACUGUAAAGCAACCACGGGCAAGAGCGCCUGGCCUGCUGACGGCAUCUACAGUCACCCAGCCACCCCGGGGUGUAGGAGAGACCUCCCUGAGAACGGAGUUCUGGGGGAAGCAUCUCCUUGUGGGGCUGAAGGGAAAGGCCUUGGGGGCAGUGGGUCUGAAAAGCCCCUUUGCCCCAGAGGCAAAACAGGCCAGGAGACCCUGCCGUGCUCAGGACACAAUGCGACCACACCUCCCAACACAGACACCAGUUUGAUGGCCAGCUCUGUGAGCCAGUUCUCUCCCCUGUAUGUGCCUAGCCUGGAAUACCCAAAUUCAGGCACCCAUUACCACCUCAGCUCAGGCCUGCAGGGCUUGGGUCCCCUGAUGGGAGGGACGAGCUCGGCCCCACACCCUCAGCAUUUCCCCGCUGCAGGCUUUCAGUCCAACAGCCCUCACGCUGGCGUCUUUCCCCGGUACCGCGCCCCCCAUGGCAUGCGCUACGCCUACCAGCCGCCACCUCAACCUGCCUACCAUCACUACCAGCGAACUCCCUACUACGUCUGUCCCCAGGGCUUUUCUGACUGGCAGAGACCUCUCCAUCCCCAGGGCAGCCCCGGCGGCCCCCUGGCCAGAGAGCCUCCCCCGGCCCGCUCCCUCUUCUCAGAUAAGAACGCCAUGCCUCAUCUGCAAGGUUGUGAGGCGUUGAAUGCUGCCUUAACUUCCCCAACUCAGAUGGAUGCAGUAGCUGCUAAAGUUGUCCCAACUGAUGGGCAGAGCCUUGGUCCAGAGGAAGAAAAGCUGGAUGAAUCUAUGGAGGGACCAGAGAGUCCCAAAGAAUUUUUAGACCUAGACAACCAUAAUGCAGCUACCAAACGACAGAAUUCAUUAUCCACCAGCGAAUAUCUUUACGGAACUGCCCCUGCACCUUUGGGUUCAGGGAUUGGUUUUGGUUCCUCGGCUUUCCCAGCCCAGGGUGUGAUGUUACACACGGGGCCUUCCUAUACACCCCAGCGUCCAGCUGGUCACCUUCAGCCCAGGGUGUACCCCUCCCCCGUGGCUGCUGCCCCGCCUCACCAACCUGCGGUUGCCCAGCCCAAUGGCCUCUCUCAGGAAAGACCCCUCUUUCGAUGUCAGGAAGAGGGCCCACCGGGUCACUUUCAAGCUGUAAUGAUGGAACCAGUUGGCACUGGAGGUGGAGUGAGAGGACCUUUCCAGGAAAUGUACAGACCAUCAGGAAUGCAGAUGCACCCAGCCCAGUCACAGUCCUCAUUCCCAAAGACCCCGGCACAGGAAGAGCUGCCCCCACACAAGCCCGCCACACUUCCUCUGGAUCAGAGCUAGUCCAAGGAGGAAAUGACCCCCAAGCCAAUGAAAAGCUGCACAUGAAGACUGAAUGUCGAGAAUCCAGGGCAGUGAGUGGCCCUUGCCCAGCUCUGUCCCUGUUGCGUGCACUGCCCUUCCACAGUGAGUGGCCGCUUGCCCUCAGGAGCCGGAGCCGAGCCGGAGCCGCUCCCCAGGCAUGGAAGCACACUGUUAGAGACGGCGCCUCCUGAGAGAUGGCCUGCAGAGCUGCCGCGCCCAGCCGGGAGGAACGAGUGGACCGGAACUGAUGCUGGCUUCUCCGCAGCUCGAGACUCUUGUUCAGGGAAAAUCAUUUGUGGCUUGGCGGGGGAGGGACUUACAUACAUAAGAGUGGAGUGGUGCUUUUAAAUGUUCAUGAGCAGCUAAACUCAGGUAAUCUCUUUGGGGAAGGGACUAUGCGUAGUAUUAAUAUUUUCCCAGCUGGGUCCAGUUUACAGAAUUUUCAUGUUGCCUUUUAAAAUAAUGUCUGUUGGAGGUGAAUGUAUUGUACAUAAAGUAGGGGGAGGGGCUUGGGAGAAAUGGGAAUCCUGACCCUGGGGGUCACACAGCACUGGA
Molecule: messenger RNA, 4839 nt
Organism: Ochotona curzoniae (black-lipped pika)
Lineage: Eukaryota; Metazoa; Chordata; Mammalia; Lagomorpha; Ochotonidae
Product: cat eye syndrome critical region protein 2
Biological process (GO): chromatin remodeling
Cellular component (GO): CERF complex
Molecular function (GO): protein binding
Source: RefSeq, a predicted model, not a curated record